UGCUCCCAGAGGCCUUUGCGCCUAACCCAAAGGACUACAUCCCCCAGCGGCCUCUGCAGCGCCGCCACCGGAAGCGUUGGGCGAGUCGAGUGUCCUUGCGCGCGGAGUCGAGCGACCAUGGUGGCCCAAAUGUGGUCGCUGAUGAGGUUCCUCAUCAAAGGCAGUGUGGCUGGGGGUGCCGUCUACCUGGCCUAUGACCACGAGCUUCUAGGACCCAGCGAUAAAAGCGAGGCCGCACUGAGGAGGGCUGAGGAGGUGGUGCCCCCGGCCAUGUACCAGUUCAGCCAGUACGUGUGUGAGCAGGCCGGCCUGCAGUUACCACAGCUCCCAGACCCUCCAAAGAUUAACUUGCCCAUCCGAGAGUCCUGGAAUUCAGGCAUCCUCAAGGUGAUGUCUGCUCUGUCAGUGGCCCCCACCAAGGCUGUCAAGUACACCAAAGAGGGCUGGGAGUAUGUGAAAGAGCACGUCAAGUAACCAGUCAGCAGACACUGCCCACCCCACCCAAGCAAGGACAGGAGCACCUUGGGCUCGGCACCCCACCAUUGGGACCUCAUUCAGAGCAGCUUCCAGCUUCUCUGGCCCAAUAAAGGACUUUCGAAGUGUU
Molecule: messenger RNA, 604 nt
Organism: Perognathus longimembris pacificus (Pacific pocket mouse)
Lineage: Eukaryota; Metazoa; Chordata; Mammalia; Rodentia; Heteromyidae
Gene: Micos13
Product: mitochondrial contact site and cristae organizing system subunit 13
Exons: 4
Coding region: 118-474 (118 amino acids)
Biological process (GO): cristae formation
Cellular component (GO): MICOS complex; mitochondrial crista junction
Source: RefSeq, a predicted model, not a curated record